AUGGAUUAAAUUUCAGAGAAGCGUCGAUAGAAAAUUGAAUCGCGAAUGAGUGAGCAAGAUUUAAAGGAAGCACAAUAAAUGGAAUAGGCAGAAACUUAGGAAAGCCAAUAUAAACUUAUCCAAUAAAUCAAAGCCAAAUAAUCUUAAUACAAUAAGGGAACAAUUUAUGUUGCAAUUUUGGUCUCGGUUGUCACUGCAUUUUUUCAAUUAUUAGGUAGAAUCAGAUGAAUAUGUAGGAUCAAAACCCUAAUUAGGUUAAAUUUGGAUCACUGCUUAGAUGAUUUUGCUUAUCAUUCAUUACUAACAAACCAAGAAAUUAGAUAAGAGAUGUAAUUUUAGCAGAUGUAUAAUGUAGUGAACAAUGAUGAAUUGUCAUCAACCUUAAGAUCACUGGUGGGAAGCAAUUAAUUUAUCUUGAACAUUCUUAAAUAUCUUCAAUUGGCCUUGACCUUUUUUAGCUAUUUCAAGAAUGUUGUAGUUGGCUUGGCAAUUUCAUAAAUUGUGUUUAUAUUAAUUGUUUCGAUUGCUUGA
Messenger RNA from Paramecium octaurelia, 531 nucleotides. NCBI's taxonomy places the organism in Eukaryota, Ciliophora, Oligohymenophorea, Peniculida, Parameciidae. The record is from the annotation of a GenBank genome assembly.